Molecule: messenger RNA, 1934 nt
Organism: Telopea speciosissima
Lineage: Eukaryota; Viridiplantae; Streptophyta; Magnoliopsida; Proteales; Proteaceae
Product: ethylene-responsive transcription factor ERF054-like
Exons: 1
Coding region: 457-1860 (467 amino acids)
Biological process (GO): regulation of DNA-templated transcription
Molecular function (GO): DNA-binding transcription factor activity; DNA binding
Source: RefSeq, a predicted model, not a curated record
AAAGUCUUGCAUUCCCACAUCUUCUGCAAUAGCUACCUCGAACAGAACUUGGGAUCUUUUUCUUCACUUCUCCUGUUCAGCCGCUCGCUCGCUCUCUCUGUCUCUCUCUGCCUCUCUCUGUUUCUCUCUUUGUCUGUGAGUGUAUAGUGAACACGUGGGCAUGGGUUGCUUCUGGAGUGAAUGUAUGUAUCCGAUGCCGUUUUGUUCGAAUCGGGUUAGCAGUUGAGAUCGAAACCAGAUUCUAAAAGUUUGGAUCUUUUAGCUUUUUUUUUUUGGAUUCUGAACAGUUUUUGAUCUGGGUUGUUUUUAUUUCUUUCUCCUGUUUUUUCAAUCUACUACUUCCCUUCGUUUUCUAUUUUCUUUCUUACAUUUACUAGCGCAUUAAGAGAGCGAGCGGCUGUCAGGUUUCUCCCUGUUACAAUCUUGGUUCUGUUUUUUUUCUUCUUCAUUGGCGACAUGGCAGAAGGCAAGAACAGUGGCAUAUCGAGGCAGAUGGGUGAUGAGUCCCCAGAGAUGUCGCAGAGGGCAUCGAGUAGGGAUUGGGGGAAAGACAAGGGCAAGGUUCAACUCAGCUUAGAGAGGAGGCAAUGGAAGCCAGUUUUUGAAGGGGCGUCCUCAUCACCAAGACCUCUCAAGAAGACCCGAAGCCCAGAGCGUGAGACCCUAAAUCAUCAUUCCUCUGCUUCGAUUAUGCAACAGGCAACCCAUGCCCCAGUUACUUCUUCUUCUUCAACUCUCAAUUCACCGUCUUCAAGGCUUGUUUUUCCUUUUGCCUUUGAUGGGUCUCAAUCCGUGGAGGUACCUCAGCACCGUUCAACAACACUUCCAUUACCCCUGUUCCAUUCUCCACCACCGCAGCAGGAACACUACCACCAAUCGCAUCAGCAGCAACAGAUGAUUUCGUUCACUCCCCAGAUGAGCCAGGGUAUGGUUUAUCCGCCGCACUUCGUCAGGGAUGGACAAUCAGCGCAGCAGCAGGGUCAGCUUCUCCACUAUUGGAGUGACGCGCUCAAUCUCAGUCCUCGGGGUCAAUUGAUGAUGAUGAAUGGGUUUGGGCAGGAUGGGAGGGCCCUUUUGAGGGCUCCAGCCCCUUUACCCACCACUACUAAGCUCUACAGAGGAGUGAGGCAACGCCAUUGGGGCAAAUGGGUCGCCGAGAUUCGUCUCCCUCGUGCCAGGACUCGCCUCUGGCUGGGCACCUUCGACACCGCCGAAGACGCCGCCUUGGCCUAUGAUCGUGAGGCCUUCAGGCUAAGAGGAGAGAAUGCUCGUCUCAAUUUCCCCGAACUCUUUCUAGGCAAGGAUAGCACAGAGAGAGCAGCUGCAACAGCUCCUAGUUCAUCCCCUUCCUCCCCUCCUACCCACCUAGACAAUCGCAAACCUAGCCGGUUCAAGCAGCAGCAGCAGCAGAAAUCUCCAGAAGGCCUAAAUUUGCACGCUCAGGCUAUGGAGAUCUUGCCAACACCUCAAGACGAUCCGGAUAAGAAGCCCGAUUUUGAGGGCAAUUCUCCUUCCGGAUUGGAAUUGAGUGAGGUCACGGGAAGUACUGAAGCACCUGCGCUUACACCGGCUUCUGUGACAUGGGAAGGCGUUUCUGGGUCUCCAGAAUUUCCAUGGAGGGAAAUGAUGGAAGAGGCAUGGCUCAGUGCUAUUCCAGCUGGUUGGGGUCCAGGUAGCCCUGUUUGGGACCAAAUUGAUGGCUCGAAUAAUCUACUUCUGCAACCCAAUCUCCCUAUUCCAAUUUCCCGUCCCCAAGAUUUUGAUUCCUCUGAUAUUUCAAAUCAGCAGGCCACCUCUGUUUCUUCUUCUUCCUCCUCUUCUUGUCCCAUGAACAUGUUUUUUUGGAAGGACGGUGAUUGACACCUGCCAGUCCACCUGCCCCACAUCUACAACAAGAUUUAUAAAGCUUUAGGAGAGUUACCCCUCCCCCCCUC